ACUUGUAUUUUUACUAAUGUUAUUUAGAGGUUAUAUUGGGUUUUAAGUUGAGAUUUGUACGAGUAUGAAAUUAGCUAAAAUUUUAUAUUGGUUUUUUUUUUUUAGUAUUAAGCUCAUUUAUUGGGUUUAAGUUGAGAUUUGUGUGAUAUAAAGCUGAAUUUUGAAAUGUAUAUAUAUGUUUAUUAUUAAUUUACCAUAUUUGUUGGUCUUUAAGCUGAUAUUUGUGUAAUAUAAGCUGAAUUUUGAACUGGGUAUAUCUAAUUUCUGUAUUUUGAUUGAUUUUACUGUAGGUUUUUUUUUUUUUUUUUUUUUUUUAAAUGAGGUUUAAGCUGAGAUAUGUGUGCAAUAUCCGAAUUUGUCAUCUGGGUAUUUUUGUUUAUAAGAUUUAUGUUGAAUUUGUUUAUCUUGUCAGAAGUGGAUUAAUUGUGUUGAAAUAUUGAUAUUUAAUCCUUCGUUAGGGUUAUAUGGAGGUUAUUACUAUUAGAAAAAGUUGCUGAUUUUGUUUAUUUUGUCAUUUUUCAUGUUGCUGCGAUUCAUAUUGGUUAUAGUUUGUGCAUAUGGAUCCACAAUUAGAAGAGUUAUAUGGGACUUUGCAUCGAAUCAAGUUCAAUGAUCAGAAGGUUCCUAUUUUAGCAAGUAACAAUCAUUUUGAUACGGCAAAAUUGCAAGAUCCCAAUUUGAAUUUGAGUUUUGCAAAUCCUCCAUUGAUUCACCAAAAUCCGAAUUUUAAUGUGGGUGUACCAUCAGUAAGUCCGGAAACUGAUUCAUCCCUUCACGAAGAUUAUGAUCUUAGUGAUGUUGUUCUUAAGUACAUCACUCAAGUUCUGAUGGAAGAGGAUGAGGAAGAGAAAACCCGUUCACAUCACGAGCCUUCAGCUCUCGAAGCAACAGAGAAAACAUUGUAUGAGGUCAUAGGGGAGCAGUAUCCUUCACCACAAAACCUAUAUAACUUGCCUAAAGCUAAGCAUGAUAGCUGGAAUGUCAAUGGUGCUGGCAGUUUGAUCACUGACAGUUACAGUGGAGCGAGUAGUAGUAGCGGCCUUGUGCACCCUAGUUGGCCUGUUAAUCCUUAUGAAUAUAACCCUGUACCUAUAGUUGAUUUUUCCAAGCCUUCCUCAAAUUUGUCAUUGCAAACAUCAUACAGUUCAUCAAAUAGUUCAGGGAGGCAAUAUGAUGUUCAUUUUAACUUUGAUUCACCAUAUAGUACAGCGAGUAAUCCUUUUGGUUUAGUGGAUGCAACAGCGGAAUCUCCUGUGAGUGCCCUUAAUGUGUCUGAGAUAUUCAAUGAUAGUCAGUCAAUGUUGCAGUUUCAAAAAGGGCUCAAGGAAGCGAGCAAGUUUCUUCCGAAUGUUCUUCUGUCCAAAGAUUUGAUGAACAAUGGCUCCUCUCAGAAGCUAGUGGGUGCAGCAUCCCAUGAUGCAGUAAUUAAGCUGGAAAACAUGCAUAAGAAUGAGAUUCCAGCAGAGUUGUUGAUUGGAACAAAACACCGUAAUCGAGAUGAGUUUCAGUUAGAGGAAAGGAGGGGAAACAAACAGUCAGCUGUUUCCCAUGCUUCUGAUGAGGCAGUUAUGAGAUCGGAAAUGUUCGAUAAGGUGUUAUUGUGUAGUGGAGGUAAAAAUGAUGCUGCUCUUCGGGAAGUUUUACAGAGUGGACUAAACAAAAAUGCACAAAAUUCUCAGCCAAAGGGAUCUAGUGGUGGGAGAGGACGUGGGAGGAGACAAGGCAGCAGGAGAGAGGUAAUAGAUUUAAGAUCACUCUUAAGCCUUUGUGCACAAGCUGUUGGAUCAAAUGAUCAAAGGAACGCAAAUGACUUGCUUAAGCAAAUUAGACAAUAUUCUUCUCCCACGGGAGAUGGAAAUCAAAGAAUGGCACACUAUUUUGCAGAUGGAUUAGAGGCACGCCUUGCUGGUGUUGGAACUCCUAUAUAUAGUUGUCUUCUCACUGGUCCGGCAUCUGCUGUUGAUAUCUUGAGAGCUUACCACAUGUUUUUAGCUGUAUGCCCUUUUAAGAAAAUUGGAAAUUUCUUCUCUAAUAGAACGAUUACAGCAGUGGCAGAGAAAGCUACACGACUUCAUAUAAUUGAUAUUGGUAUAGUCUACGGUUUUCAAUGGCCUUGUCUAUUUCAGCGCCUUUCAUCAAGACCUGGUGGCCCCCCCAGAAUUCGUAUUACUGGAGUUGAUCUUCCACAACCAGGGUUUCGGCCUGCCAAAAGGGUAGAAGAGACAGGGCGUCGUUUGAAGAAUUAUGCAGAGUCAUUUAAUAUACCAUUCGAGUUCAAUGCUGUGGCGAAGAAGUGGGAAACACUUACUGUUGAAGAUCUGAAGAUUGAUAGUGAUGAGGUGCUUGUUGUGAACUGUAUGUUCAGAUUAAAAUAUGUACCUGAGGAAACAGCAAUGGUAGAAUGCCCAAGAGAUAUGGUUCUUAACCUCAUAAAGCAGAUAAAGCCAGCUAUCUUCAUACACGGUGUAGUUAACGGGGCUUUCAAUUCCCCCUUUUUCAUUACUCGAUUCCGUGAGGCUCUCUUCCAUUUCUCAACUCUUUUUGAUAUGCUUGAGACUAAUCUUCCCCGGGAUAUUCAAGAAAGGAUACUGAUUGAGAGAGAGAUAUUUGGGCGACAAGCGAUGAAUGUGAUUGCCUGUGAGGGUUUAGAAAGAAUAGAAAGGCCAGAGACAUACAAGCAGUGGCAAGUCCGAAAUGAAAGGGCUGGAUUCAGACAGCUGCCUUUGAACCCUGAGAUAUUGAAUAUGGCAAAAAAGAGGGUGAAAUCUGUGUAUCAUAAAGAUUAUUCCAUUGAUGAAGACGGGCAUUGGUUGUUGCAGGGAUGGAAGGGUAGAAUUGUCUAUGCUCUCUCAAUUUGGAAGCCUGUCUAUGAAGAUCUUUUAGGCCCUAAAAAAGGUUGAUCAAGAAUUUUAUGCAGAAGCCCGACUCGUGCUGAAGUGUGUCAAAUAUUAUUGUUUGCAUCUCAGUUCUCACUUCAUAUGACUUGGUCAAGGAGAAAUGAAGCCGCUGCUUACCAAUUACCACACAUCAAGUGUCUGACAUUGUGAUAGUUGAGAAGCGCUUCUUUGCCCUGUUGAUGUGCAGUUCAUCUUCUUGGGAGAUUACUCUGAUAUUAUAUUGCAGAGACCUUUUUUUUUCGGGUUUGGGAGAUUACUCUUAUUGGGGGUGGUGGUCCUGGCGAUUAAGGCAGAACUAAUGUCAGUCAACGUGCAAGCUAUACUAACCUCUAACAGUAUUUUUGUAUUUUAGCAUUAUACGAUCAAAACAAUUUUUAGCUGAAGGAUUCCAAAGUUGGACAAUAUGACCCUUCAAGCGCAAAAACAUCAUACAGCUUAAGAAAGCCAGGGGAAUUGAACUGCUGUAUUUUCUGCUGUUUUUUGAGGGUUUUCUGAGGAAAUCUUCUGUUGUUUUUAUUUUUGUUUUGUAGGAGAAGAACCAUAUGAAAGCGUGUGGCAUGUAUACGAGUUGCAUUACCUAAGUGUCAGUGCAACGUACCUAGGAAGUGCUACUGUUUUUUUUUUCAAUGCAAUAGUGUAGCUACUAGAAAUGCCUGUAUCUUUCUCAUAUAAGUUCCAAGUUUUUGAUUGGGUAAAUAGUAGCAAACAUUUGAAUUGUAUCAUCUAGGGGUUGUUUGGCAAUCGGCGGUUGACUGUUUGCUUGUUUGCUUGACUUGUUGGACUAGCUGGAAGUAUUAGCUGUAUGGAUUGACUUUUUAAGUUUA
Chenopodium quinoa (quinoa) is the source of this 3721-nucleotide messenger RNA. Its product is annotated as scarecrow-like protein 9. The record is from RefSeq and is a predicted model, not a curated record. The transcript has 2 exons. Gene Ontology annotation, molecular function: DNA-binding transcription factor activity; sequence-specific DNA binding. The coding region runs from base 558 to 2900 and encodes 780 amino acids. NCBI's taxonomy places the organism in Eukaryota, Viridiplantae, Streptophyta, Magnoliopsida, Caryophyllales, Amaranthaceae. Gene Ontology annotation, cellular component: nucleus. Gene Ontology annotation, biological process: regulation of DNA-templated transcription.